CUUCAACGAGGCGCAUCGCAAAACGCCCCCACUCUUCGUUUUCCCUCUCGUUGGCAUUAUGGCGACUUCAGCGCGUUUUGUAUCGUCUCUGCGACGCAGUGCGCUGUCCGCUCGUGUGGCACCACGAACGCAAUGCUUAAGAUUGGCGCCUCAGGUCCGAAGAAUAACUUCAGCGACAUCGGAACCUCACCAGCCAGAUGCAAAGGGUGGUUUGGACGGACCGGCGCCUGCGAAGACGAUCAAGUUCACUUCAGAGUCUUACCCCGAAAUCAAAAGGGACCCCAAGUUUGCCAAACUCACAGAGGAACACGUGAAGUACUUCAAAGAGUUCUUGGACUCGGAAUCGUCGUGCAUUGAUGGCGUAACUAAAGAUGCGACCGAAGACAUUGAACCCUUCAACAGUGACUGGAUGCGCAAGUUCCGUGGCCACACCCAACUAGUCCUGAAGCCCAGCAACAAGGAAGAGCUUAGCAAGAUCCUGAAGUACUGCAAUGAAAACAUGCUUGCUGUUGUGCCGCAGGGUGGCAACUCUGGUCUUGUUGGCGGCUCCGUACCUGUUUUCGACGAGAUCGUCAUCAACCUGCAGAAGAUGAACAAGAUCCGGUCCUUUGACGAAGUAUCCGGAAUCCUUGUCGCUGAUGCUGGAGUCAUUCUCGAAAAUGCUGACAACUACCUGGCUGAGCGGAACCACAUCUUCCCCCUCGACUUGGGCGCCAAGGGAUCGUGCCAGAUUGGUGGCAACGUUGCAACAAACGCCGGAGGUCUGCGUCUGCUGCGAUACGGCAGUCUCCACGGGAACGUUUUAGGCAUUGAGGCUGUCCUCCCCGACGGCACCAUUGUCAACGAUCUUUGCACCCUGCGCAAGAACAACACCGGAUACGACCUGAAGCAGCUCUUCAUCGGCGCUGAGGGCACCAUCGGCAUCAUCACCGCUGUUUCAAUCCAGUGCGCGGCACGCUCGCAGGCUGUCAAUGUCGCCUACUUUGGUCUUGAGAGCUACGAGAAGGUGCAGGAGGCUUACCGCACAGCCAAGGGCCAGCUGGCUGAGAUUCUGUCUGCCUUCGAGCUGAUGGACGGCCGUACCCAGAAGCUCGUAAACAGGGUCACCGGGAAGAAGAUGCCUCUCGAGGGAGAGUACCCCUUCUACUGCCUGGUCGAGACAAGUGGUUCAAACGCCGACCACGAUGCUGAGAAAUUACAAGCAUUCCUCGAGCACGUCAUGGAGGCUGAAAUCGUCCAAGACGGUACUCUCGCCGACAACCAGACCCAGAUCCAGGAGCUCUGGUCGUGGCGAGAAGGCAUCACCGAGGUCCUCGGCCACGAGGGCGGCGUCUACAAGUACGACCUGUCGAUCCCGAUCUCCGAGCUGUACGACAUCGUCAACGACACCCGCGACCGACUGACUGAAGCCGGUCUUGUUGGCGACGGCCCCGACUUCCCUGUUGUGGACGUCGUUGGCUACGGGCACAUGGGCGAUGCGAACUUGCACUUGAACAUCCCCACUCGGAGGUUCGACAAGGCUGUUGAGAAGAAGCUGGAGCCGUUCGUGUACGAGUGGGUGCAGAAGAGGAACGGCAGUAUCAGUGCCGAGCACGGUCUUGGCGUUACGAAGAAGCCUUACGUCAGCUACAGCAAGAACGAGACGAUGAUGAAGCUGAUGAAGCAGAUCAAGGACGUGUAUGAUCCCAAGGGUAUCAUGAACCCAUACAAGUACAUCUAAGCUUCUGUAUAGCAUUGUAAGAUUAUCCCAC
Messenger RNA from Boeremia exigua, 1751 nucleotides. RefSeq lists its product as uncharacterized. The coding region runs from base 59 to 1720 and encodes 553 amino acids. Gene Ontology annotation, molecular function: catalytic activity; FAD binding. Gene Ontology annotation, cellular component: mitochondrion. The transcript is spliced from 4 exons. Lineage: Eukaryota; Fungi; Ascomycota; Dothideomycetes; Pleosporales; Didymellaceae. The record is from RefSeq and is a predicted model, not a curated record.